AUGGCCAUGUGUUUAAGAUUUAUUCAUAAUUGUAGAAAUAAGCAUGACAGACGGACAGGUUCGUUGUCGCUGUUAGAAUUGACGCAAGCAUUUCAAGUCAUUUUGCAUCUUGUACAAGGUAUAGAGUUUCCACAAGAACUAAUUAAUCUAGGUACUAAAGGACAAGUGCGUUCUAAUAGCAAAUUAAAAACAUUAAAUCCAUUUCUGGAUAAAUCGGGAUUAAUCAGGGUAGGUGGCAGGCUGCGUAAUUCGAACAUUCAAUUUGAUCAAAAAUUUCCGAUUGUGCUUCCAAAACAUCAUAUAACGCGGUUAAUUAUAAAGGAAGAACACUUGAUACAACUACAUUCGGGACCAACAGCCACCUUAUCGGCAGUAAGACAAAGAUUUUGGCCACUCGCAGGUAAAGACCUGGUCCGUCAGGUAAUACACAAUUGUACCAUUUGCGCUAGAUUCAAGGCGGAACAGGUAACUCCAAUAAUGGGUGACCUACCAUCGGUGCGUAUUACUCCAGCCAGGCCGUUUUUAAAUAGCGGCCUUGAUUAUGCGGUACCUCUUAUCAUAAAAGAUGGUAAAACACGCAACAAAAAAACUCUCAAGGCUUAUAUCGCGCUCUUUGUUUGUAUGUCGACUAAGGCUGUUCAUUUAGAAUUAGUUUCAGAGCUAACUACAGCAAAUUUUCUGGCGGCAUUAAAGCGAUUUGUGUCUCGUAGGGGCGUAGCAUCUAAUAUUUAUUCAGAUAAUGCUACUAAUUUUGUCGGGGCUCACAAUGAACUCCAAAUCAUGUUCAAGCAGCGUAGAGUUAGUAACGACAUAGAAACAUUUUUAGAAACCAAAAAUAUUAAAUGGCACUUCAUUCCUGGCCAGGCGCCUCACUUUGGAGGCAUUUGGGAAGCAGGAAUUAAAUCUGCUAAAUAUCAUUUAAAGCGAAUAGUUGGUCCCUCGGUUUUGACUUUUGAGGAAAUGCCUACUGUCUUGGCGUGUAUAGAGGCGUGCCUGAAUUCGCGCCCCUUGUGCCCGCUUUCGGCGGCUCCUAACGACUUGGACGUACUCACACCGGGCCAUUUUUUGAUUAGGUCACCCCUAACCUCGAUUCCGGAGCCAGACCUCAUUGACGUCAAGACCAAUCGGCUCACUCGCUGGCAACUCGUGGAGCAGAUGCGGCAACACUUUUGGAGGCGCUGGUCGAAGGAAUAUUUGAGUACCUUGCAGAAUCGGACCAAAUGGAGCCAACAAGGAUCUGCCAGGCUGAUGCCGGGAAGUCUGGUCCUGCUAAUGGACACCACAGCCCCACUCACGUGGAAGCGGGGCCGCGUCACCGAGCUACAUCCAGGGAAGGACGGCGUCACCAGGGUGGUCUCCCUCAGGGUGGACCACAAGAUCGUCAAACGUGCGGUGCGAACAUUGUGUGUGCUACCAUGUGCUCGGGAGUGA
Zophobas morio is the source of this 1431-nucleotide messenger RNA. RefSeq lists its product as uncharacterized. The record is from RefSeq and is a predicted model, not a curated record. NCBI's taxonomy places the organism in Eukaryota, Metazoa, Arthropoda, Insecta, Coleoptera, Tenebrionidae. The transcript has a single exon. The coding region runs from base 1 to 1431 and encodes 476 amino acids. Gene Ontology annotation, biological process: DNA integration. Gene Ontology annotation, molecular function: nucleic acid binding.